AUGGCGGCUCAACUCGGCCACCGGAGCAGCCGCAGCGCUCGACGCGUCUCCCACUUCCAACGCACUGCUGACCUCUGUCGUGUUCUAUCAGAGGAUCCACUGGACGCGACGUCCGUGAAGACGGCGGUGCAGUCGUCGCCGUACGUGCAGACGCACACGUCCAGUCGAGUGAUUAACUUUGGCGUCGGUCAGCCGUCUGCGUCGCUGCUGCUCUCUCUGAACACAUUGCGCGACGCUGCGCUCGAUCGGUUCACACCGAGUCAGGACCCACUGAUGCUGCAGUACGGAGCUGCAAAAGGAUUUGUCGGCUUUCGGGAGCAGAUUGCUCAGCUCGUGGCAGGCACCACCUCAAUGGAAGCGGUGGACCCUGACACGCUGAUGGUGACUGCAGGCAAUUCCCAAGCCAUCUCACACGCUGCUCUGGCGUUCGCCAAGACCAACAAGUGCGUGUUUGUGGAAACGCCGACGUACUUUUUGGCCCACGAGAUUUUUCAGGAGCUCGGACUCGACCUGGAAGAAGUGUACAUGGGAGAAGAUGGCAUUGAUCUGGACGCACUAGAAGCGAGGCUGGACGCAGGCCGCGUCCCGGCGUUUCUGUACACGAUUCCGUUCUUCCAUAACCCGACGGGCGCUGUCAUGUCUGCAGACCGUUGCAAACGCCUUGUAGCUCUCGCGCAAAAGUUUGGAUUCCGUAUUGUUUCGGACGAGCCGUACAAUUUGCUUCACCUACACGGCGACGCGUUGCAGCCUCUCGCGUCGUAUGACGACUCUGGUUUGGUUGUAUCGCUCGGGAGCUUCUCGAAAAUCCUUGCGCCAGGACUUCGUCUGGGUUGGGCGCAAAGCAGCAAAGCAACGAUCGACCAGCUGUCGAAAAUCGGUGCGCUUCGUAGUGGCGGCGGUCAGAAUCCUGUCACUGCAGCGCUCGUUCACUCCGUACUGAAGCAGGGCCGUUUGAUUCCUCACAUCGACCACUUGAGACGUGUCUUGAGAUCCCGCAAGACCGCCAUGUGUGCUGCCUUGCGUGCGCAUUGCCCGGACGUCGUCUUUACCGAGCCGUCUGGCGGGUACUUCAUCUGGCUGCAAUUUCCAGAAGGAGUGCAUACGGACUUACUACUCAAGGAAGCCGAGGCUCGACAUGGUGUGGCCUUCACGCCCGGCACACGGUGCUCGAUGAAAACUGCGUCCGGCGAUGGAGCUGGUGAAUCGGUCAUGAACACAGCUGUGACACGAUGUGCGCGCUUGUCGUUUGCGUUCUACAGCGAAGACGAGAUCCGCGUAGGUAUCCAGCGGUUGCAAAGCGCUCUUGCCAGCUUGGAGUAG
Messenger RNA from Hyaloperonospora brassicae, 1320 nucleotides. The record is from the annotation of a GenBank genome assembly. NCBI's taxonomy places the organism in Eukaryota, Oomycota, Peronosporomycetes, Peronosporales, Peronosporaceae.